Molecule: messenger RNA, 849 nt
Organism: Lodderomyces oxycetoniae
Lineage: Eukaryota; Fungi; Ascomycota; Pichiomycetes; Serinales; Debaryomycetaceae
Gene: HCR1
Product: translation initiation factor eIF3 subunit j
Exons: 1
Coding region: 1-849 (282 amino acids)
Cellular component (GO): eukaryotic translation initiation factor 3 complex; cytoplasm
Molecular function (GO): translation initiation factor activity
Source: RefSeq, a predicted model, not a curated record
AUGGCUUGGGACGAUGAUGACUUUGAUAUUCCAACAAAGAAUAAAGCUGCGGUGUCAUGGGAAGACGAAGAAGACGACGACCCACUUUUAGAUUCGUGGGAUAUUGAUCCAGAAGAAGAUGCAAAGAAGAAAAAAGCUGAGAAAGAAGCCGAGGCUAAGAGAAAAGCAGAAAUCAAGGCUAAGGAAGAGGCAGCUAAAAGGGUAAAGGAAGCUAAGAGGAAAGAGCUUGAAAAAUUUGACGGGUUGGAUCCAGCUACUCGUAAGGAAAUGUUGAGAAAAGCCGAGUUAACUUCAGAUUUGAACAAUGCGGCUGAUUUAUUUGGCGGAUUAGGUGUGGCUGGUGAUGCUGAUGGCGGAAAUGACGACGACUUUGACAUAAAUGAGCAUCCCCGGGAGAAAGAAAGAAGAAGAGCAGCGCUUUUGGCAGCACUGAAAAAACCAGCAUUGACUAAAGAUUCACCAUUAACAGACCAUCCUUUGUUCCAGCCGGUAAACAAACAAGAGUAUGAAAAAUUAAGAAAAGCACUAGGCACUACUUUGACUGCUUUGAAUAAUGAUAGCUCUUUGUUAUACGCUUCUAGUCUAGCAAUUGAUUUAAUCAGAGAUUUAGCACAGCCGUUAUCUUUGGAAAACACAAGAAAAGUUAUUAGCACUUUGAAUGUGGUUUUAAAAGAUAAAGAAAGACAAGAGAGACAAGCUAGAUUGCAAAAGGCUGGUGGAACUGCUACUGGUGGUGCUGGUAAGAAGAAAGCCAAGCCUGCAGCUAAAACAAAUGUUGGAGGUUUCAAGAAGGAUGGUUUAGGCGGUGAUGAUUUUGACGAUGAUUUUGACGAUGACGACUUUAUGUAA